Messenger RNA from Leptopilina boulardi, 2760 nucleotides. RefSeq names its product regulator of microtubule dynamics protein 1-like. Gene Ontology annotation, molecular function: microtubule binding. The transcript is spliced from 6 exons. The record is from RefSeq and is a predicted model, not a curated record. The coding region runs from base 649 to 1752 and encodes 367 amino acids. Lineage: Eukaryota; Metazoa; Arthropoda; Insecta; Hymenoptera; Figitidae. Gene Ontology annotation, cellular component: mitotic spindle pole; cytoplasm; spindle microtubule.
CUGAUUUUCCAGAUUUUUUUUUUUUAUUGGUGUAUAAAUGUGUGUCGACAGUAUUGGAAAAGAGAAAAUUUCGAAAAAAAACCCCAAAAAAAGUGCUUUAAUAGAAAAUAAGUAGAAUCGAUUUAAAGUUUCAUAAUUAUUCUCAUCUAAAAGAAAUAUUAGUAAAAAGUCGAAAUUGUCAACUAACAGAGAAAAAUUUGUGUAUGUGGUUGUUUAUUUAGAGGUUAUAAUAGAAAUUGCAAUUUGUGACACUUUUCCAUUUUGGUGCAACGGAUGGAAAAAUAAGAUUAACAUCUUUGAAUUUUAAUUAUAUAAUUAUAAAGUUAAUCAAUUAUCACGAGAUUUUUGUGUCAACAUAACCUUUAUAAUUUACACCUAUAUAAUAUAGUCUAACCGGUCAUGAUUGAUUUUAGAGAAAAUUUUUUCUAGUUUUUGAAUGUAAAAAGAUUGCAGUGAAAGAUUUCGCAUUAUUAUUAUCCAUUUUAUUUGUGUCAUUUUCUAACUGGUUCAAACACAGUUUGACAUUGUGUGAUUACGUGUGGGAAACUGAAUUAAAUGAAAAUAUUUUAUGGGAAUUCAAGGUCUGACGACUAAACUUUGUUCUUAUGACUUUUAAUCGAUAAAAAGCUGACACAAAAAUCCAGCACCAUGAGUAAUAUGCAAAAUUCAACAAUGAUGGCAGUUGCUAUUAGUGCAACUGUUGGAGUCAUAACAGCAGCAACAUUAUUUAUUUAUAAUAAAAUUAUUGAGGAAAAAAAACAACAUAAAGCAAUGGAUCAUAAAGUCGAUCAAGUCAAUCGAAAAGUCAUUGAAUUACAGGCUGAAUUAAAUGCGUUAAGAUUACAGCAGAAGCAGCAAAGGAGCAGAAGGAAAAAAGUGAUGGGAAGUCGUCAAACUUUGUCUGAAGAAAAUACUUAUAACGCCACCGAUAAUGAAACCGAUGUCGAUGCUUAUUCAAUAGCGGGCACUGAUAUUGGAGACGAUGAAUUUUUCGAUUGUUCCGACAGCGAAGGCGGUGCUGGAGAUCUCGAUAAUAGGACAGGAACAAUAAAUGGUGUGGAUUCAAUACUUGCUAAUCUCGAUGAAGACCGAAAGGAUAAAACUUUGCACACUGAGGUAUACUUUAAAUUAAAAUCGUUAGUUAAUUCUUAUCCCAAUGAUGUGGAUAUUGUUUGGAGGCUCGCAAGGUCUUGUCAUGAUUGUUCCAAUAAUGCAACUGAAUCGGAAAUUCAAAGGGAAUUUAUAUUUGAAGGCAUCGAGGCAUGUGAGUCAGCUCUAGGAAUUCCGGAUGCGGAUCUUUACAAAUGGUACGCCAUUCUCGUGGGAUCAAGAGGAAAGUUUAUGAAGACAAAAGAGAAAAUAGUCGAUGGUUAUCUUUUUGCAGAAUAUGUUGAAAAAGCAUUGGAACUUCGACCAGAUGAUAGCACUGUACAUCAUCUUUUGGGAAGGUUUAAAUUUGAAAUAUCAAAUUUAACUUGGAUCGAGAGAAAAGUUGCAUCAACAUUAUUUGCAAAGCCUCCAAAUGCCUCGUACGAAGAUGCAAUCGUACAUUUCAAGAAAGCCGAGUCAUUGGCAAAAGAGCCAUUUCUUGAGAAUAAACUUUUUCUCGGAAAAUCACAUAUCGCUCUCGGCCAAUAUAAAGAGGCUGUUGAAUAUUUAAAUGAAAUUUACGAGAUGCCAACAAGCGACGAUGAGAAAAUUUUAACCGAAGUGAAAGAACUUUUAGAUAAAUAUUCCGGCUAUUUAUUAUAGCCAUAGGGAUCAUUCCAUAUUUUAUAAAAAUAAUAUCUCAAGUCAAAGUGCAUUAUAAACGUAUAAGAGGCUUGCUGAAUUUUCGGCACACUUUGCAAGAUUCUGUAUAUGUGGAAUCUUAUUUCUUCUAUUAGUAUAUAUUCACAAAGGAUGUGAAUUUUUUUUUUUUAUGAAAAAUAUUGACUAAAUCUCGUGUUUUUGUCAAAGGAACAAUUUUUUGAAAAAAUUUAUUUUUAAUCAAAACUAUUUUUUUCCUUUACAUUUCGUCUAUGGGUUUUAUUCAUUUUCGUAAUUAAUUUUUCAAAAUUAUGUAUGUCCUUUUUAAAACAAUGUUUUUUAUUUUUAAUUUAUUUUUUUACACGUAUGACUUAAAUUUGAAUUACAAAUAAAAAAGGGGGGUGUGGUCUAGUAAAAUGGGCUCAAGGAUAAUUAGCACAAAGGUGAAAUGGUUUCUUUACCUCAUUUUAGAAUAUCUUAUACAAGUAAUAUAUAUUUUCAUCGAUGCAAACUUUCAUCUUUAUUUCCUCUCAUUUUUAAAAUGUUCAAACAAAACAAAAAUCUAGCUAGCUAAAAUUAUUGAAAUAAAACAUUUAGUGUCAAUAUGUCAAGAGUAAUUAUGAUGAAUUGUUAUAAUAAAUUUUAAAAUUCGAGGGUCUUAAAAAAUUGGAAAACAAAUUUUUUCUACGAUAGUGAGGAAAAUUGUAAUAAUCGUGAAAGUUGAUAAAAAAAAAAUAAAUAAAAUUUAUAUUAGAAUUAUCAAAAUACAUAAAUUUUAUCUUCUUUCACAAUUGUUUUUUCUACAAAUUUUUCUUGGUAAAUUUGUUUUUUCCUUUUUACAAGAAUUUUAUUCCAAUUUUUAUAAUGUAGCUCGCAUGAAUAUGGUCUCAAAUGAAAUAUUUAAUGUAAAAAGUUGUACGGAUAUAAUCUAUUUGUAAAUAAGUGGUGAAUGUCAGAAAGAGGAAAAAAAAAAAUAUAUAUAUAUAUGAUGAUGAUGAUGAAAAGAAGAAA